GUCAAACUACACCUUAGUGAAGAUCAUCCUUGUCCAUCUUCUCAGAACUGCCGCUGUUUAUCGGCAGCUAUUCUGAGCCAGUCGGGGAAGGAUCGAGGGAUCUCGGUGAUUUCCGGGAUCGGACGGAAAAGCACGAGUUGGACCGGGACUGGCUGGUGGACACACGCUGAGGCAAGAGAGGAGAGCACAGAGACAGUUUCCACCGCCGUCCCUUGAACUCGCUCUGCUUGUCCCUCGCGGCUGCAGCUCCACACAGCCGGAGCCGUAGUGACUACCACCCUCCCCGCUUCCGAGAUGAAAAGUCACCGCCUGCUUGCACUGACUGCGGUCCUCCUGAUUUUGGCAGAAGUAUUUUGCGAAGAGAUCUCUCCAAGUGAAGACACAUCGCUUUGGCUCGCCAGCAAUCAAAGUCAGGAAAGGCAACUGAACGAGAACUCUGUUCGGGAUCUCCUGCGCCGAAUGGUCAGGAAACCGCGUCCUGGGAAGUUCUACGCCUUAAUGGGAAGGCGAUCACUAGGAAGCAAGCCAAUGAGUCAAAAACGACUUAAGUUAGAGAGGUUUGUUGGACUUAUGGGAAAACGCUCAUCAGCUGUUGGUUCCCCUUCUGAGUACAAAGUUGUACAAGAUUUUGUCCAAGGGCAUUAAUAAAUCAUGAAGAGUGAAAUAAAUUGGUCAGCAAUUAUUUUAAUUUGCUAGCAGGUGUCAAUAAUAUUGUAUCCUUCACUAGAGAGAAUUGAUUAUUAAAGGAAAUAGUUGUUAUGUCUUCCCCCAACUAUAGUUAUUUUACUGCCAUAUUUAGUAAUAUAUAGCCAAACAUUGUAAUUGUCCAGAUAAAAGUGUAAUAAGAAAAUUUUGAUAACACUCAGCUGUAUCAAUGUUAACUGGGGAAAUAAAUAGCCCCUUAAUUAAUGUACUAU
Messenger RNA from Hypanus sabinus (Atlantic stingray), 917 nucleotides. Its product is annotated as protachykinin-like. The transcript is spliced from 5 exons. The coding region runs from base 295 to 645 and encodes 116 amino acids. The record is from RefSeq and is a predicted model, not a curated record. Lineage: Eukaryota; Metazoa; Chordata; Chondrichthyes; Myliobatiformes; Dasyatidae. Gene Ontology annotation, biological process: tachykinin receptor signaling pathway.